AUGUCUGCCAUGGAGGGGACAUCGUCAGACAUGGGCGAGAGCAUGGGUGUCUCUACGCCCAUCGACAAUCAUCCCACUUCCAAAUUCGUCGCAAGCCCAUCGAGGGCCGCAAAGAAGAUCAUGUACCAUGCCCACACCUUGGUCCUCUUCACGUGCGACAACCUAAAAGACGUGGUCAUCCCUCCCGCAGUUUUCGGCGUGCUCGCCACUCUUUCCGGCCCAGCUUUGGAAUUACCACCCCAAGACGGUCUCGCCGUAUUGCGAAGACGUCAUGAAUCCUCAGUCCAAGAAGACGCAAUCAACAAGCCCUGGCGUCCAAUCCCAACAGGAAGAAUCAACGCAGCACAGACUACGAAUCUGAUGAUUGCUGCAUACCUGGCACUUGCACUUGUCAGUUACCAGUUCAACGUAGUGCCAAUCUACGUCGCAUGGGUUGUCUUCAACACCUUGUACCACGAUAUGGGCGGAAGCGACUACAGCGGCAUCUCGCGCAAUGCCAUCUGUGCUCUUGGCCUCGUCUGCCCUUUCAGCGGCGCUCUAAGCAUCGCCCUUGGCCCGGAUACUACGAUGAGCUACGCAGCAUGGCAAUGGAUCUUUCUGGUCACACUUGGUAUCAUCGGCACAACGAUUCAUGCCCAAGACUUUCGCGACGAAGCCGGCGAUCGAGCCCGUGGCCGGCGCACCAUUCCGAUUGAGUUGGUGUUCAUAAUGCCGUCCAUCCACCCUGCCAUCGACAACGGUAUCAAGAAGGGCGACCCAAACUUCUCCGGCGGCAAGCUCUACUGCCAUUGCCCCACCAAGAAGGUCGAAGUUACCCUCGCUGGCAACGUCGCGCACAACCACGCCUGCGGCUGCUCGAAAUGCUGGAAGCCAAAGGGCGCUCUUUUCUCCGUCGUUGGCGUCAUUCCAAAGGACAACGUCUCCGUGACCGCCAACGGCGACAAGCUGCACAUCAUCGACGAAUCAGCGGCCAUCCAGCGCAACGCCUGCAAGCAAUGCGGCGUCCACCUCUUCGGUCGCAUCGUCGUCGACCAUCCAUUCAAGGGCCUGGACUUCGUCCACGUUGAACUCAGUGACAAGAAGGGAUGGCAAGAGCCCCAGUUCGCCGCCUUCGUCAGCAGCAUCAUCGAGCAGGGUUUCAAUCCGAAGGAGAUGGACGUCGUACGAGAGAAGUUCAGGAAGGAGGGUCUGCAGACAUACGAUGUGCUCAGCCCAGCGUUGAUGGAUCUCAUCGCCACGUACACGGCGCAAAAGAGCGGGAAGCUGUCUUCGAAGUUGUAG
This is a messenger RNA of Alternaria infectoria, 1281 nucleotides long. RefSeq lists its product as uncharacterized. Gene Ontology annotation, cellular component: membrane. Lineage: Eukaryota; Fungi; Ascomycota; Dothideomycetes; Pleosporales; Pleosporaceae. The record is from RefSeq and is a predicted model, not a curated record. Gene Ontology annotation, biological process: formaldehyde catabolic process. Gene Ontology annotation, molecular function: transferase activity, transferring alkyl or aryl (other than methyl) groups; S-(hydroxymethyl)glutathione synthase activity; zinc ion binding. The transcript is spliced from 3 exons. Bases 1 to 1281 code for a protein of 426 amino acids.